GCUCUGCUAUAACAUUGUUUUUGUUUUUUGUGUAAUAAAAAAAAAAUCAUUUCAUAUACAACUAUAUAUUUGAAUCACACGCCUACCAGAUACAAUAAACGUGAAAAUAUAUUACUUCGGCCUUCAUUUACUUUUUGAAUGUGUGAGUUUUAAUUUCAAUUUUUAGUUGUGUUAAUGUGUGUAUCUACAGAGUUAUCAAAGUCCAGUUUUAAUAAAGAUCUAGUCAACAUCAAGCUCGUACCAAAAAGAGACCAUUAAACAAAGACACAUAAACAAUGGCAACGGUCUUACAUCGGAGGGCUCUACGAGUGGUUAACAAAGGAAAACUUUUCUUACCCACAUUAUCCCGAGAUAACAGCACAGAAAAACAUAUCUUGAGAUCAGACUCUGGUGGUAUAGAGAAGCCAAGACAAACUGUCACUGAAUUUGUGUGGCAAAACUUAGAUAAAUGGCCUGACAAAACAUUAGCUGUUUGUGCUGUAACUGGCCGCGGUUACACCUAUGCUCAAACACAUAGAUUAUCUGUUUCUUUUGCAGCAUCAUUACUUAAGAAACUCAAACUUCAACACAAUGAUAAGGUUGCCAUUGUCUUACCAAAUGUUCCGGAAUAUCCAGCUAUCGCUUUUGGUAUUUUGGAGGCUGGCUGUAUCGCUAGCAUGAUGAAUCCUGCUUACACAGUUGAUGAACUCAAACAUCAAAUAAAACUCGUCGAGUGUAAGGCAAUAGUAGCAUCCAAAUUAUCGUAUCCAAAUUUGUAUAAAGCACUGCAAGAACUAAAAAUGAACAUACCUGUGAUAUUAAUUGACAAUGAAGAUCUACCCGAAAAUACUAUAAAGUUUGCUGAACUCGCUGAAAACACAGACACGGAUAUAUUGAAAUCGGUAAAACGAAACAUAAAAGACACAGCCAUCCUGCCAUUUUCCAGUGGAACAACUGGUUUCCCCAAAGCCGUUGAACUGACCCAUGAAAGUAUAUGCGCUCUUAAUAGCAUGAUAUUGACUCCAGGAAUUAUAGCUGUCCAAGAAGCUACAGCGUCCUUCCAGCCGGUGUUGCCAGCAGUGCUACCAUUAUUCCAUAUAUUUGGCUUCAACGUUCUCAUGGUGAACUUAAUGUCGCGGGGCGUCAAACUUGUGACGAUGCCAGCAUUCAAACCGGAGUUAUAUUUGGAUACCCUGAUCCGUCAAAAGGCCAAUCAUUUAUAUAUUGUUCCGCCAAUGGCGAUCUUCCUGGGGAAGCACCCGGCUGUUACACCGCGGCACUUGGACUCCGUCAUCGACAUUAUCUGUGGCGCCGCCUCCCUCUCUAGUGGAGACGCUAUGGCUAUUAUUGAAAAGAAUAAGAAUUUAAUCUUCCGUCAAGGCUAUGGCCUUACUGAGACAAACGGUGGCGUGGCCAUCGGUUAUAACGACAAUACAAAUCACGAUGCUGUAGGAUUCCCUUUCCCAAGCAGCGAAAUAAAGAUAGCUGAUCUGAGUACCCAACAAGCUUUAGGACCGGGACAGGAAGGAGAAAUUUGGUACAGGGGUCUUAACGUAAUGAAGGGUUAUUACAAGAAUGAAGCGGCGACCAAAGAGGUCCUUACAGAAGACGGCUGGUUCAAAACUGGUGACGUCGGAAAAUACGACGAAAACAAAUAUUUGUAUAUUACUGACAGAAUAAAGGAACUCAUUAAGGUUAAAGGCUUCCAAGUGGCACCAGCGGAACUGGAAACGGUUCUUCGUAGUCAUCCAAAGAUCCUCGAUUGUGCUGUUCUUGGUAUCCCAGACCCUUUUUCCGGGGAAGUCCCCAAAGCAUUCGUCGUCGUCCAACCAGGACAGAACAUUAAGGGAGAGGAAGUUCUGGAACACGUUAACAGUAAAUUGACACAGUUCAAGAAAAUUAAGGAAGUCCAAUUCGUUGACGCGAUACCCAAAAACCCAGCUGGGAAAAUAAUGAGGAGACAAUUGAAAGAGAAAUAUUGUUAGCGAAAAAGUGCCUUCGAUAAAAUAGAUAAGUAAAUGAUAUUUUUUUACACUUUUUGGUAUUAGGUGAAGGUUUUCAUAUUAAUUAAGGAAAUUUAUAUAUUUUUUGGACGUAUUAUACUUUUUACAUGAAUGCUUGAGCUGAAUUUGCUCCGUAUAGGCUUUUAUAACGAAUCAAGGUUGUAUUUCUAUUGGUAUGGCUGUAUUGCAUUUCUUAAGUAUUAUAUAUGUUAGCUUGUCAGAUUUUGAUAUAAUAUUUGAAACGAAGUCCUUACUAACGCUGUAUAACAGAAUAUUUAAUGUUAUUACAAAUAACUAUAAUGAUCUCUGAAAAACACAAACAGUACUUAAAACUGAAAAAAAUGUUUUACACACAUAUAUAUAUAUAUAUAUAUACAUAUACAUAUAGUUUUUUAUAUAUAUAAUGACUAUUACUAAGUGUAAUAUUUUGUACAAUAAUCUUCAAUGUCUUCCUAAUAAUAGGUAUCAUAAUAUAAGCAGUAUGAAUUUUCGAAUACUUACUUACUUACUUACUUACUGAUGGUAUCCGAAGUAAAACAUAACUUAAACAGUUUCUUCACGAAUAUAAGAAAGUUUUCCAUUGAAUCAAACAUUUUAUUAACAGAAUACACACAUAAACGAAAUACUGUUAAUAAAAUACUAAGCAGAGUACUGUACUAUGACGUCACCUUGAGGUCACGUGACGUGACAAACGGACGCAAAGUUUAUAUAUAUAUAGUUCAUUUCAAUAGAAUUUGACAAUUUUGUAAACAAAGCAAUUGACGACUAUUACUCCGUUCUUAUGUACAGUCGAAUAUCAGUCCUGAUAAUAAUUACAUAUCAAUGAACCCACCACUGUUUUUAACAAUCUUUUCAUCACUAAACAACUGUGUAUUUGUUCAUUUUAUAAACUUAUUUUGAACACGAAAAUUUAUUGCUUUUGUCAAAUUGGCAACAUCAUUUUUUACUCAUCAAAGUCUACUUGUCUUUGAAAAGUGAGUGUAGUACAUGAUAAAUAUAUAAUGAACUAGUUUUUGUCCGCGACUUCGUCUGCGUUACUUUCAAAAUUAGAAAUGUAUAGCUAACCGGCCCAAAUCUCCUCUCAAUUUUAUCUGACUUUUUCAAUUUUUUUUUCGUGAAAUGAAAUGAAAUGAAAAGUAUCCUAUCUCCUUUUCCUGGUUCUGAACUAUCUUUCCACCAAUUUUCACCACAAUCCGUAAAGCCGAUCUUGAGUUAUAAAUAGUAUAACUAACACGACUUUCUUUUAUUUAUAAAUAUAUUUAUAAUCAUUAUGAUUUGAACUUUAACCAACUCACAAAUAUAAUAAAGA
Messenger RNA from Danaus plexippus (monarch butterfly), 3291 nucleotides. RefSeq lists its product as uncharacterized. Lineage: Eukaryota; Metazoa; Arthropoda; Insecta; Lepidoptera; Nymphalidae. The transcript has 9 exons. Gene Ontology annotation, molecular function: long-chain fatty acid-CoA ligase activity. Gene Ontology annotation, biological process: fatty-acyl-CoA biosynthetic process; long-chain fatty acid metabolic process. The record is from RefSeq and is a predicted model, not a curated record. The coding region runs from base 276 to 1964 and encodes 562 amino acids. Gene Ontology annotation, cellular component: mitochondrion.